AUGAAUCACCAAGCAGCAUCCAAUAUGAAAUUUGAAAGACAACCCAGACAAAGCCGCCCAGGCUGGACAGAAAUUGAAGACAGACUUCUCUACUACUGGAUGCAGCACUCCAAGUCCAACAACCUCUCAAGUAGAGCCAUCGGCUUAGAACUACAAAAAGAAGUCGACUAUCGCAAAUUUUUCGACCAAGACCUCAACCUACCGAAUCCACCAAGAGACUACACCGCAAACUCGGUUAAGAACCGAAUCAAGAAGAUCGAAGACCAAAAGCUAAUCUUCCAUCCACUACGUCCUCAGAAUCCAGACCAUUAUGUCGUGAUUAAUGAGUCGAAUCGUCUUGGUGGUAUGUUUGGUCCUGAUGCGCCGUGGAAUCCCGAGCACCAAGCGAUGGUAAGCGAGGCGGAUGGCUUUGGUGCCUCGUUCAAGGUUGAUGCGCCGGGGCCGAGAGUGCAUCAAAGUGCUUUUCUGGAUGCGCAGUUUGGAGUGCUUGUACCGACAGAUUUACAAGUAAAUCAAGUUCAAGGGGAGCGUCAAUAUGACGAAGGGCAACAUGGAGACUCAUUUCAAUAUGGAGGAGUAGCUCAGUACGAACAAGGGACUGCAUAUGAAGAAGCGUCAAAAUACGUGGUACCCCAAUAUGAAGGAUCCCGGUAUGGAGAAGCUUCUCAAUGUGAUCAGCCAACGCAAUACCAAGGAGCACAUCAAUACGAAGAAGCUCCACAAUAUCGAGGUGUAAAUCCAUAUGAGGAUGCUGUUAGGCAGACACUCAACGAGUUCCAAUUCAUCCAAAACAGCGAGGAACCUCUCCUUCUCGAAGACGAAACCUCAGCCUUUGAGACCGCUGCGACUUCAGCCCCAAAGGGCGUCGAGGAUGGGUACGAUGCUAAUGCUUCAUUACGUCCGAUUCGCGAAUUCUUAGGAAUUCCCGAAGACGUAUACAUGAAUGAUCUCAAGGGCAAUCCUGAGCCGUCCUCGGAGAAUGGGAAUGAAGGGGUAGCUAAAGACGGAAAUGAUGCACCCAGAGCACUGUCUUUGAAAGAGGCCUUAGGUAGAGUGAGAGCUGUUAGCGAAACGCUGAGACUUGAGAAAGAGAUUCGUUGGCCUGAUGAUCCUCCUGAACGGAGUCCUUGGAAGGAGUACCCAGAUUUGUGA
This is a messenger RNA of Hymenoscyphus albidus, 1152 nucleotides long. NCBI's taxonomy places the organism in Eukaryota, Fungi, Ascomycota, Leotiomycetes, Helotiales, Helotiaceae. The record is from the annotation of a GenBank genome assembly.